This is a messenger RNA of Polyodon spathula (Mississippi paddlefish), 541 nucleotides long. Its product is annotated as meiotic recombination protein DMC1/LIM15 homolog. Gene Ontology annotation, biological process: DNA strand invasion; mitotic recombination; DNA recombinase assembly. Bases 244 to 525 code for a protein of 93 amino acids. The transcript has 3 exons. The record is from RefSeq and is a predicted model, not a curated record. Gene Ontology annotation, molecular function: double-stranded DNA binding; DNA strand exchange activity; ATP binding. NCBI's taxonomy places the organism in Eukaryota, Metazoa, Chordata, Actinopteri, Acipenseriformes, Polyodontidae. Gene Ontology annotation, cellular component: condensed nuclear chromosome.
AGUUCAUUCUAUAUAGAGGGGGUGCAAUUCAAUAUGUUAACAAGGGAACAUUAUUAACAAUUUAACAAUGCUAGUAAUCUUUAACAAGGUUAACAAUGCUUAACUGUGGAGUUCUCAACACUACACCAUACCUGUCUGUAAAUCACCAUGCUUGCCUUUGCUUUGCGAAUCUGUCAGAAGGAUUUCACUUGACUGUACUGUACUGUACUACUAGUAAAGCUUCAGGUGCUUACCGGUGUUUUCAUGUUAACAGUUUAUAUUCAUUUUAUCCAAUCAGAAUACAACGUGGCUGUGUUUGUGACCAAUCAGAUGACUGCAGACCCUGGUGCUGGGAUGAGUUUCCAGGCGGAUCCCAAGAAGCCGAUUGGGGGACACAUCCUGGCACACGCCUCCACGACACGGAUCAGCCUGAGAAAGGGGCGGGGUGAGAUGCGCAUAGCCAAGAUUUACGACAGCCCCGACAUGCCUGAGAACGAAGCCACUUUCGCCAUCACUGCUGGGGGAGUGGCCGACGCAAAGGAGUGAGCCUGCGGGAGAGAGG